AUGGCUAUGCUCGGGUUUGGCUCGCUGAGUGAGGCGUACUGCUACUUUACCGCCUUCAUGUGCGGUGUAUCCAUGCUGUUGCCUAUUAAUGCCAUCUUUUCGGCACCACUGUAUAUUAUGCACUACUACCAGUACGUGGUGGAUAACCCGGACGCAGAGGCGGAACACACGAAUUUCUGGAAUAACGUUUUGUCGUAUUAUAAUCUCGUUAAUCUCGCUACGGCGCUUAUUGUCGAACCGCUAACGCUGACGCGAAUAUUCCGCCGCAUUCCUUUGCAGGUUCGUAUGCUUUCGGCUUUGGUGUUCUUGUGGGUGGAGAUCAUCGUACUGAUGGUGGUGCCUGCAGUAGGUUCAACAGAGGUUGGAGCGAUGGUAACCAUCCUCAUUGCAGGUUUUAUUUCAGGAUCAGGGGUGUCGGUGUUUGAAUCCACAGCAUACGGGCUAUUUAGCGCGUUUCCUCAUCGAUUCAUGGCUUGCUUGAUGGGAGGAGCAGGAGUGGCUGGAGCGCUAACCUCUAUCUUGCAGAUCAUUGUGAAGGCCGCGAUGCCUGAGGACUAUGAGGGCAUUCGUGUCCAGUCCAAGAUCUUCUACGGGUUAAUGGUGGGUAUCCAAUGUAUCACAUUUAUCAUGCUGAUAUUUCUACGCUGGAACACGUACGCAAAACAGUACACUGGCUCACUGAGCGGAGAACAUACACAUCACGAAGAGGAACUUGGUGUUACUGAGGGGGCGAAGCCAGGAAAAAAUCCGUUGGCUGAGGAUCCCAAUUCCACUUCAGAGAGUCUUGUUAAUACGGAUGUUUUCUCUGUGUUUAAAAUUAUUUAUCCAAUGACCAUUGCGUGCGCCUUCAAUUUUCUUAUCACUUUGUUAUUGUUCCCCACUGUGGUGGUGUCCGUGGACCCGGAGGACUACUGGUAUGGUACAAUU
Messenger RNA from Trypanosoma theileri, 927 nucleotides. RefSeq names its product putative nucleobase transporter. Gene Ontology annotation, biological process: nucleoside transmembrane transport. Gene Ontology annotation, molecular function: nucleoside transmembrane transporter activity. The transcript has a single exon. The annotation marks the transcript as partial. NCBI's taxonomy places the organism in Eukaryota, Euglenozoa, Kinetoplastea, Trypanosomatida, Trypanosomatidae. The record is from RefSeq and is a predicted model, not a curated record. Gene Ontology annotation, cellular component: plasma membrane.